AUGUCGACCAUCGAUCAAGAAACACACAUCUUCAUCACAGGAGGCUCAGGCUUUCUCGGACAGUACAUUAUCAAGGCCAUCCUAGAAAGACAUCCCAAAUGGAGAAUCACCGUCCUUGACCUCGUUCCUCCUCCCCCUGCUCUGCUCUCUGUGAUCCACAACUUUCACCAUUGCGACAUCACUUCUCCCUCCUCCCUCACAACCGCCUUCUCCACUUGUCCCAUUCCGCCAUCUCUAGUCUUCCACACAGCCGGCUGCAUCCCCUCCGGUGCUCUCCGCUACAGUACCUCCUCCACUCAAUGGCAAAAAGUCAAGAACAUCAACUACCACGGCACUCAAAACGUCCUCUCCGCCCUCCUCGCCUCCGGCUGCACCCGCCUAGUCUACACAUCUUCCUGCACCGUCCUACAAGAUGACCUCCUCAACUCCCACCCCAACACCACCGAGUCCAUUCCCAUAGCCGGUCGCGCAAGCGUACACUACGGCCGCUCCAAAGCGCUCGCAGAGUCUCACAUCCUGAAUCCCAACCAUAGGAAAAACCACGCCCUACUCGCCUGCGCUCUACGACCGUGCACCUUAAUCGGCAAAGGCGACACAGCCGUCAUGAAGCCCAUGCACAGCCUCAUAGCCGAACGCUCCACGAACUUCAUCCUCGGCAAAGGCGACAAUCUCUACGACUUCAUGUGUGUCGAAAACGCCGCGGACGCACACCUCCUCGCGGCCGAAAAUCUCUUGUCAUCCAACCCUACCGCAGCGGGCGAGGUUUUCUUCGUCAGUAACGAGGAGCCGGUGUAUUUCUGGGACUUCCUCGCAGCGGUAUGGGCGGGGUUUGGGCAUGUUCCCGCUUGGAGGAUUCAUGUUCCGUUUUGGUUGGCGUUGGUGUUUGGGUUUUUGGCGGAGAUGAUUGGGUGGGUGGUGGGUGGUGGGGUGGCGAUUAGUCGGGGGAGUGUGAGGGACUCGGUGAGGACGGGGUAUGCGGAUUGUGGUAAGGCGAGGAGGGUUUUGGGGUGGGAGCCGAGGGUCAGAUUGAGAGAGGGUGUGAAGAGGUGGGUUGAGGGUUAUAAGGAGGUUUUGAGGGAGAGAGAGGAGGUAAAGAGAGACAAUGGAAGAAGCGGAAGCGGCAAGAAGGAGAGAUGA
Molecule: messenger RNA, 1137 nt
Organism: Zymoseptoria tritici IPO323
Lineage: Eukaryota; Fungi; Ascomycota; Dothideomycetes; Mycosphaerellales; Mycosphaerellaceae
Exons: 1
Coding region: 1-1137 (378 amino acids)
Biological process (GO): steroid biosynthetic process
Molecular function (GO): 3-beta-hydroxy-Delta5-steroid dehydrogenase (NAD+) activity
Source: RefSeq, a predicted model, not a curated record